AUGAUGAUGACUGUUUUGAUAACUGAGGAUCCUGGGAGGUCAAUCGAUGUUUACUUAAGGCCGCUGGUUGAUGAGCUGAAGGAUUUGUGGACAAACGGUGUUCGCACGUACGAUAAAUCAACUGGGAAGAUGUUCACUUUGCGGGCAGCAGUUAUGUGGACUGUGAAUGAUUUCCCAGCAUAUGCAAUGGUUUCUGGGUGGAGCACAAAAGGUUAUAUGGCAUGUCCUGUAUGCAAGGAAGAUGUAACUUCUGGUUGGCAUGCUGGAAAAGUUUGUUACCUUGGUCAUCGGAGAUGGUUGCCAUGGGACCAUGAGUGGAGGGAAAAAGAUAAAGAGUUCGACGGGAACACUGAGCGUCGCCUUAGACCCAGAGAAUGGUCCGGUGAUGAGAUAUUGGACCAGCUUAACCGGUUGGAUUUUGCUCCCUUCGGGAAAACAGUUAGUCGUAUCAGACCUUCUACACAUAUGAACUGGACGCACAAGCCUAUGUUUUUUGAGCUCCCAUAUUGGUCGAAACUAAAAUUGAGGCACAAUCUAGAUGUGAUGCAUGUUGAGAAAAAUGUAUUCGACACAUUGGUGGGCACGAUUCUAGAUAUCGAGGGGAAGACAAAGGACACGAUCAAAGCUCGUCUUGAUUUGGAAAGAAUGGGCAUACGAAGGGGUUUAUGGAUGAAUAGGGACAAUGAUAAAGCUAGAAGGGAUCUUGCAUUCUUUUCUAUGAAACCGAAUGACAAGAAAGAGUUUCUAAAGUUUGUAUCGUCAGUAAAGUUUCCCGAUGGGUAUGCUUCUAAUAUCGCACGUUGUGUGAAUGUUGACGGGGGUAAAUUUACUGGACUUAAAAGCCAUGACUGCCAUGUGUUUAUGCAACGCCUACUUCCUGUUGGUAUUCGACACCUAUUGCCGGAAGAUGUAGUGAAGCCAAUCAUUUUGUUGUCCAGAUUUUUUUCCCAACUGACGGCGAAAACUUUGCGAAAAACGGACAUGUUUCAGUUGCGCCAUGACAUUGUCCAAGUCCUAUGCAAGUUUGAGAUGAUAUUUCCUCCAGCUUUCUUCACAAGUAUGAUGCACGUGAUGGUUCACUUGCCAGAAGAGGCAUUACUUGCUGGUCCUGUCAACUAUCGCUGGAUGUAUCCAAUAGAAAGGCUUCUCGGAGAGCUGAAAAAAAGUGUACGCAACAGGGCGAAGCCCGAAGGAUCAAUCGUAGAGGCUUGGGUUCAAUAUGAGUCGCUUACUUUCUGCGGAAUGUAUUUAAAAGAUGUGGAGACGGUUUUCAAUCGUCCUCAGCGCAAUCAUGAUGGAGGUAUGAGAAAUGAAAAACUUUCUGUUUUUGCCCAAAGCGCACGACCCUUCGGAGAUCCUGGACGCGGAGAGUCGUUUUCUAGAAAUGACAUGGAGGUAGCGCAUUGGUUCGUACUGAACAAUUGUGAUGAGAUCAUGGGAUACUUAUAUGAGCAUGAAGAGAUGAUGAAGCGAGAACAUCCAUCACAUUUGGUUGCCCAGAAACACCGUGAAUUGUUUCCACAAUGGUUUUUGGAUUCUGUGAAUAAGUUGAAAUCAUCGAAUUCCCCAACUUACAGUGAUGAGUUAUAUAACUUGGCGUUCGGCCCGAUUCGCGCUGAAUUGUUCUCGGGUUGUAAUGUCAACGGCGUCAAAUUUUUGGCCGAAGCACGAGAUGACAAGUUGUGUACGCAAAACAGCGGUGUCCAUGUCCCAGGUGGAGGCGAAAGUACGGACAUUGAUUUCUAUGGCAAACUCACAACUGUCGUGCAAUUGCUUUACAAAGAUCGAUACCAAGUGAUCAUGUUUAAGUGUCGAUGGUUUGACACCAACCCAAAUAGGCCGGGAAGUGUUAAAAUCGAUCAUGGCUUACUAUCUGUGAACAUGAACAGAACUUGGUAUGAUGACGACCCUUAUAUUUUGGCAAACAUGGCAACACAAAUUGUGUAUCUAGAUGACCCUAAAGCCGGAAGCGGUUGGAACGUUGUUCAAAAGAUGGAUCACAGGAACGUGUAUGCUAUACCAGAACUAGACCCAACUGACAACGACGUCAACAAUGUGGCUGACCAACGUUUAGAAUCUUCAAUGGAAAAUGAUGCGGAAACACUUCGAGAUACUAAUGUUAUACAAGAGCCAUUUCAAAUACAAGGAGUGUCUUCAAUCGAAAUACCGAUUCAGUCAAUUACAAUUGACCUCGGUGAUCUUCCGCGAUAUGAUGUUGCAGUUGGCCCGAGCAACGACGAUGAUGUAGUUAUAGAGGAGGCGGAGGAGGAGGAGGAGGAAGAGGAUUGGGAGACCGAAAGUGAUGAUAGCAACGAUAACGAAAGUUAUUAUAGUUCAGAUGAUGAAUGA
Messenger RNA from Prunus armeniaca (apricot), 2349 nucleotides. The record is from the annotation of a GenBank genome assembly. NCBI's taxonomy places the organism in Eukaryota, Viridiplantae, Streptophyta, Magnoliopsida, Rosales, Rosaceae.